Molecule: messenger RNA, 1888 nt
Organism: Coregonus sp. 'balchen'
Lineage: Eukaryota; Metazoa; Chordata; Actinopteri; Salmoniformes; Salmonidae
Source: the annotation of a GenBank genome assembly
AUGUAUUGUAAGAUCAGUCUGGAGGGCAUAGUGGUACAGAGAGCAGAGUGCAGACCUGCCGUCAGUGAAAACUACAUGAAAUUGAAGAAGUGAGUGAAACAAAAUUCAAUACAACUAAAUAUAAUGAGGCGACUGUAAAAUAAAGCAUCACUGAUAGAUGGGCUAUUUCUCCUGGCUUCCUUUCUGAGUGAGUUUAGUAGAUGUGGAGGAACAGUAGCCAUAUCUAAGUCCAGGAGAAUAUCUAAUAAUGGAAUAAAUGUCUUCCAUACUGUUUUAUGGUAGCUGAGGUUGACAGGGAUUGCUAUAGUAACUGUUCUGUGUGUGCUAUAGCAACUCUUCUCUCUCUGUGUGUUUGAGAACAUGCAUGCUUGCCUGAGUGUCUGUAUAUGUACAGUAGUGACAGUCCUGUGCAUUAUACUAGUAGGCUAUAUUCACUAUUCAACCAUUGUACAACAUAGUGUGUGCCAUUGUGUCUUCAUCCACUGCUCUACCCGCUGGGACGCUUCUCUCAAUGAGACCCUAUAUCUUCAUUAAUUUCUCUGCUUUUCUCAGAGGUGUUUGUAUGUGUGUUAAUGUUAUCAUGUAUAUUCCUCUGUAUCCCUCUCUCCACAGAUUACAGAUCGAGGUGUCUACCAAGCCCCAGCAUCUGACCGAGCAGAUAGACAGGGCUGUCACCAACAACUUCAAACCUGUAUCCAACCAUGUUGCUAACGUAACAACACUGCCAUAUCACAUAUUAAAAAGCAGUGUGUGUGUGUGUGUGUAUCUGCCUGCUUGCAUACUCCUGAAGGUUACAUGAAUAUCUUUAUAGUGUUGGAUCAACACUGUAAUGUGCACUUCUACCAUGCUCCCUCCUUGCCCCUGUGUGGGUUUUCUGUGGGCUGUGUGUUGUGUGUGUAGGUGGAGUAUGAGAAGAAGAAGGCUGAGGGUAGGAUGGUGAGGGCAGACAGACAGCAAGUGAUGGAUAUGCUCUUCUCCGCCUUCGAGAAACACCAGCACUACAACAUCAAAGACCUGGUGGAGGUCGCCAAGCAACCUGUGGUUAGUCACACACACACAUUGCAUUACCAUAGGUGAGUGUAAACUGCGAGCUGUUCUGCUCAGCUCUCCAGGAUAGAUUACACUCUACCAAUGUAACCCUCCUUCUCCAGGAUUGGUUAAACUCCACCACUGUAACCCUCCUUCUCCAGGAUUGGUUAAACUCCACCACUGUAACCCUCAUUCUCCAGGGUGCUUCACACGGAGACCAGCAUGUCAGAGUGAACUAUAGUUACCUGAGGCCUGAUUAGUCGCACAUAAGUAGGACAGAAUCCGAACGCAUUUCUAUUCUAUCUGUAUCUGGAGGAGAAGCGUCAACUGUUACCCACUACUGACAUGUAGUGGACAUUAUUGAUUUUGACACUAGAAGUAGACAGGUAGAUGCUUCUUCUAGUUUUCAGAAUAAGGGUGCAGGCAAUAGCUGUGUGAACAUGGAUACUGUAAAGAGUCCAACCCUAAACUGCCUCUCUCCUAUAGACAUAUGUAAAGGAGAUCCAGAGAGAUGUGUUUGUCUGUGAAAAAAAAUAAAAAUACAAUCAGAGUUUUGCUGGGCAGAGGGGGAUUGAUAGGGCUAGCCUGGAUCUCUCACUAAAACACACUCACGCCUUCAUGUAGUCCUUGAUGUAUCCCUUGAAUCCUUGGUGAAGGAUGUCUCCUGCAGUUCGUGGAUGAGGACAAUGUCCACUCCACUGACCGUGCUGGACUCGCAGCUGUCAUCCUGCACCUCUGCCGACGUAUUCGCCCCCAGCAGACAGCCAUCAAUGUUCUCCGUUCUACUGACCAUCUGAGGGGAGGAGAGGAGAAAUACCAGAGGAAGAUAGGAAGGGGGUGGGAGGAGAGUGAGUGCUGA